ACUGGUAACAAAAAUAAAUACGUAACCUUCGGUAACCUAAAAUGUUUAUUAAUGUCUUGGUUGAUAAAAUGUUAUCAAAUAAAUAAAUUGACAAAUCAUUUAUCACGGAGCGAAAGCGACGUGUGUUUGCGUUUAGUGUACAUAUUUUGUGUUAAUCUAGUUUAGAAGGUUUAUUUUGCAGUGAAAGUAACAAUAAUGGCUCUCUCAAAACCUAUUAUGAAAUUAUUAUCAUCAUAUUUACAGAAUUUGUAUUUAAAUCCUAUAAGAACAAAGUCUAUAUCAAGCUGCGUGGUGGGUGUAACAGGCAGUGUUGCAUCACAGUUACUAGCUGGCGGUAGAAUAAGACUGGACCCCAUACUAGCUUUUGGACUUUAUGGGUUAUUAUUUGGUGGGAGCAUUCCUCAUUACUUUUAUGAAACUCUAGAAAAUCUGUUUCCUGAAGAUGUAGUUGCAUUUCCCGUAGUAAAGCAAUUGUUUAUCGAAAGAUUAAUAUUCGCUCCGUUCAUGCAAGCGUUUUCCUUGUAUACGUUGGCCAGAUUUGAAGGGAAAAACCAUGCGGCAGCUUUGAAACAAUUGCAGGUUCUAUAUGUACCAAUAUUACAAGCAAAUUGGAAAUGGCUAACGAUAUUCCAAGUUAUUAAUUUGGCAUUUGUGCCAUCGAUGUUACGAGUACUCUUUAUGAACUUAGUUGGAUUGGGUUGGUGCAUAUUUUUAGCAACAAAAAGGCGCCAACAAUCUCAGAAGAAAGAAUGAACAUAUACAGGAUCUAAUUUAUCAAUUGCGCACUCGGGGUGGUGGAUAUGAUAAUUAAAAUUAAACUGUUAAGUACAUAAGGGAUUGAAAUCUUGGGGCACUCAUUAGGCAGUAUUUUUAAGCCUAAUUUGUAGUCCAUUAUUGGGUAAAGGUCUAACCUUUAUACUUGUUAAAUCCUUUUAAAUUGUUUAAUAUAUCUUUAUUGGAUAUAUUUUACAAUUUCAUGGGGAAAGAGAACUAUCCUUACGCGAAUAAACCUUUCAAGUCACAAUAAUAAUUGAAAACAUGAAUGAUUGUUUGUGUAAAACAAAUUAUGUAUUAAGUUAAUAUAAGGUAUAGGGUUUUUUUAAAGCGUUGUUUCUGUAAAUUCUAUGGUGUCUAAACAUUCCUCAAUGAUGCUAAGCACUGACUACUGCAUUUAUAGAGGAUAAUAUAUUUUUGUACGUAUAAAUAUAGGGUGUAAAUAAGAAAUAGGAAAAUUUUGUAUUAAUUUAUUUGACAACAGCAAUUGAAUCCAUUAAAUUGUUAGAUAUUUUAAUAUAAUAUAUUCUGUAACCAUCUAUAUGCUGUUAUUAUCAAUUCGAUAAAAUCAAUUCGGUCGGCGAGUGCAAGUUAUUUUAACAUUUUUGGGAUAUCAUUGCUAUCCUUACAAGCAGAUAGGACACUAUAUGGUUUUAAAAAAGAUGACUGUUUACAUUUGUGUAAAAUAAAAUAUUAAAUUAAUUACAUAAUUAUAUCGGGUUUGGUACAAAACUGACCAUGAAAGUAAUCGUUCUGACCCAUUUUCUAUACUGUAUUUAAGAUUUAUUAUGUUGAUAUAUAUCUUAGAGAGCAUCAUCAGAGGAUCACAAUGAUUUCCCUUUCAAUCUGUGUCUAAUACAUUAAUAUUUUAUACAUCAUGAUAAUUAUAAUGUUUUUAUCGUUAUAA
Molecule: messenger RNA, 1681 nt
Organism: Achroia grisella
Lineage: Eukaryota; Metazoa; Arthropoda; Insecta; Lepidoptera; Pyralidae
Product: peroxisomal membrane protein 2
Exons: 4
Coding region: 196-753 (185 amino acids)
Cellular component (GO): cytoplasm; membrane
Source: RefSeq, a predicted model, not a curated record